Molecule: messenger RNA, 2737 nt
Organism: Cheilinus undulatus (humphead wrasse)
Lineage: Eukaryota; Metazoa; Chordata; Actinopteri; Labriformes; Labridae
Gene: pabpc4
Product: poly(A) binding protein, cytoplasmic 4 (inducible form)
Exons: 15
Coding region: 450-2333 (627 amino acids)
Cellular component (GO): ribonucleoprotein complex
Molecular function (GO): RNA binding
Source: RefSeq, a predicted model, not a curated record
ACGCAGUCUCUUUCCCCGGCCACAAAACAACCGUGAGUGUCCAACUCACUGUUCUUGAAAAACUUAAAAUAAAAAUAAAAUAAAAAAUAUAAAAUCUACAAAACCUUCAUAAAAACAAGUACCGUAAUAUUAAAAGAAAAAAAACAAACGUUCAUUAAAAAAAAUAGCAAAAAACACGAAUUCAAAAAAACACUUGAAACAGGAGGCCUUGGGUUUAACCCGAAGUUGGCGUCUUUUAAGGAAGAAAUACUACAGGAGAUAUCGCUUUUUAUCGUGAUUUUUCAGCUUUGCCGUUUUUCCGAGCAGGCUGGAGCACACAGCCAGCUGUCAGUGUCUUUAUUAGGUGAAGCGCAGUUUGGACCCGGACUACAGUUCAUACCGGCAUUUUUCUCACGCUUUUUUUUCUUUGAGGGAAAAAGGAAGCUAAUACAAUUAGUGAAGUCCGAGAUAUGAACACAGCAGCGACGGGGAGUUAUCCGAUGGCUUCUCUCUACGUUGGCGACCUGCACCCCGACAUCACGGAGGCUAUGCUGUAUGAGAAAUUCAGCCCAGCCGGACCGGUGCUCUCCAUUCGGGUAUGCCGAGACAUGAUCACUCGGCGAUCCCUGGGAUACGCUUAUGUGAACUUUUCCCAGCCUGCUGACGCUGAGAGAGCCCUGGACACUAUGAACUUUGACGUGGUGAAGGGAAAGCCAAUCAGGAUCAUGUGGUCCCAAAGAGACCCCUCCCUCAGGAAGUCUGGAGUGGGCAACGUGUUCAUCAAAAACCUUGACAAGUCUAUCGACAACAAAGCUCUGUAUGACACCUUCUCUGCCUUUGGAAACAUCCUCUCCUGCAAGGUGGUGUGUGAUGAAAAUGGCUCCAAGGGCUAUGCUUUUGUCCACUUUGAGACCCAGGAUGCUGCUGACCGUGCCAUUGAAAAGAUGAACGGCAUGCUUCUGAAUGACCGCAAGGUGUUUGUGGGUCGUUUCAAAUCUCGCAAAGAACGGGAGGCUGAACUUGGUGCCAAAGCUAAAGAGUUUACCAAUGUUUAUAUCAAGAACUUUGGCGAUGAUAUGGAUGAUGAGCGACUGAAGGAGCUGUUCGACAAAUAUGGUAAAACACUCAGUGUAAAAGUGAUGACAGACCCCACCGGCAAAUCAAGAGGCUUUGGAUUUGUGAGCUACGAGAAACAUGAGGACGCCAACAAGGCUGUAGAGGAUAUGAAUGGCACAGAGCUCAAUGGCAAGACUGUGUUUGUGGGCCGGGCUCAGAAGAAGAUGGAGCGGCAGGCAGAGCUGAAGAGGAAGUUUGAAAUGCUCAAACAAGAGAGGAUCAGUCGUUAUCAGGGUGUUAAUCUUUACAUCAAAAACCUGGAUGACACCAUAGACGAUGAGAAACUGCGCAAAGAAUUCUCUCCAUUCGGAUCCAUUACAAGUGCUAAGGUGAUGCUCGAGGAGGGUCGUUCCAAAGGCUUCGGUUUUGUCUGCUUCUCCUCGCCUGAAGAGGCCACCAAGGCUGUGACUGAGAUGAAUGGGCGCAUUGUCGGCUCUAAACCCCUCUACGUGGCUCUGGCUCAGCGCAAAGAGGAGCGCAAAGCACAUCUGACCAACCAGUACAUGCAGCGUAUUGCUGGAAUGAGAGCCAUGCCUGCAAAUGCCAUUAUUAAUCAAUUCCAGCCAACCAGCGGCUACUUCAUGCCAGCUGUACCACAGGCCCAGAAUAGGACUACAUAUUAUGCACCCAAUCAGCUGGCCCAAAUGAGACCCAACCCCAGGUGGCAGCAACAAGGUGGCAGAGGUCAAGGAGGUUUCCAAGGCAUACCCAGCUCACUGCGUCAGCCAGGACCCCGUGCCAACCUGAGGCAUAUGUCUCCUGGCAGUGGCACACAGGGACCCCGAGCUGCUGGUCAGGCCAUGGCUCCUCGCCCCUCUAUGGGAGUUCCUGGAGGCCCUCGUGCCAUGCCUCCUUACAAGUACGCAACUGGCGUACGAAACCCAAACCCCCAAGUUGUACAACCUAUCGCUUUACAGCAGACUCAGCCAGCUGUGCACGUUCAAGGCCAGGAGCCUCUAACAGCUUCCAUGCUUGCUGCUGCACCCCCUCAGGAACAGAAGCAGAUGUUAGGUGAGCGUCUUUUCCCGCUGAUUCAGGCCAUGCAUGCCAACCUGGCAGGAAAGAUCACUGGCAUGCUGCUGGAGAUUGAUAACUCAGAACUGCUGCACAUGCUGGAGUCUCAUGAAUCUUUGCGGUCAAAGGUGGAAGAAGCUGUCGCCGUGCUACAAGCCCACCAGGCAAAGAAAGAUGCUACUCAAAAAGUGGGCGGCAUGGCUACUACUGCUGCCACAUCCUGAAAAGUGUUUUUUAGGCAGAACUGAGCAGAAAGUGGGCAAGAGUUACGACAGAGACUCCAGGCACCUGACUCCUCUAAACAUCUGUGCAAAAAUAAAAUAAAAAAAAAAAGAAAAUGUCAUUUUAAAAUGUACUUGAACAUUUUGAAAAAUGUUACAGUUAAAAAUUUUCUAAUUAUUUAAUUCUUUUAACAGCUGUCUAAAAGCAAUAAAGCUGACAAAGUUUGAAUGAAGGCAUUUCAUUCUGCAGCAAAGGAGAGAAACCUUUUUCUAAAAGGAAAACGAGCCUUGUUCUUUUUUCUUUGCUUGACAGUUUUAGGUUUGAUUUGAAAUGACAGGCUCCUCCAUCCUAUCAUGUUAUCAUGGGUGUGUGGUAUUCUCAAUAAAGGGAUGAUACUUCAAGUUUA